Messenger RNA from Microtus oregoni (creeping vole), 1616 nucleotides. It is a transcript of the gene Cibar2, whose product is annotated as CBY1 interacting BAR domain containing 2. Bases 113 to 982 code for a protein of 289 amino acids. Gene Ontology annotation, biological process: cilium assembly. Gene Ontology annotation, cellular component: ciliary transition zone; ciliary basal body. Lineage: Eukaryota; Metazoa; Chordata; Mammalia; Rodentia; Cricetidae. The transcript is spliced from 9 exons. The record is from RefSeq and is a predicted model, not a curated record.
CAGCCAGACCACACAGCUGGGCCCAGCUUUGGCUGACUUCUCUCUGCCUAGGGAACCCCCGGGACCUUGUUUUUAUUCCCCAAGAUCAAGGCGGCAAUUGCCUCUGUCCACAAUGAAUGUCGUCCUCUCCAGGGACAGUCAGGUGAAGGCCAUGGAGAACACUGUGACCAACGCUGAGAGGUAUUUCGGUCAGUUCUGCUCGCUGCUGGCCUCCUACACGCGCAAGACAGCCCGGCUGCGUGACAAGGCCGACCAGCUGGUGAAGCAGCUCAUGGAUUUUGCCAACACUGAGAACCCGGAGCUUAGGGCUACCAUGCGAGACUUUGCCGAGGACCUGGCCAAAGUGCAGGAUUACAGGCAGGCAGAGGUUGAGAGGCUGGAGGCCAAGGUCAUCAGCCCCCUGAAGCUCUAUGGAGCCCAGAUAAAGCAGACCCAGGCAGAUAUUAAGAAAUGUAAACGUGUCCAAAAUAAUGAGAUCAAGCAACUGGAAAAGCUGGAGAAAUUAAGGCAGAAGUCACCCUCAGAUCGACAAAUGAUUUCCCAGGCGGAAACCAGUGCACAGAGGGCCUCUGUGGACACCAACCGCUCUACCCACCACCUGGCAGAGACAGUGGAUGCCUUCCAGGAGCAGAAGCUAAAGGACCUCCGGAGAAUCUUCUCUGACUUUGUGACCAUCGAGAUGGUUUUCCACGCAAAGGCCGUGGAGGUGUAUUCCAGCGCUUUCAGGACCCUGGAGAGCUACGACCUGGAGCGAGACCUGCAGGACUUCAGAGCCAAGAUGCACGGAAUUUAUGGGCACAGUGAAGCUCGGCCACCCACAGACACCAGCCCCUCUCCAUCUCUCCCUUGGCCUCUGGUCAGCCAGAGUGUUCAGAGCACCGUGGCAGGCCAGGGAAAAGACGAGGAGGAGAGUGAGGCAGACUCUGUGGAGGAGAUCCCCCUGGAGGACCUCAAGGGACAGCAGCAGGGACGCCGUGACUAGGAAGAGGAUGCAGUAGCAGGUUGAAGGCCUAGGCUGGCCUGGACCCUGGUGGGCUCUGCUCGUGUCCUCAGGUCAGGGAUCCCCGGAGCCUCACUUCCCUUAUCGGUACAGCAAGCUGCUCUGCGGACUCCUACUCCUGGUGUCAGUGAGAGACACGUGACUUUCAGUUGCAUCCUUGCUUUGCCUGUUUCCUGCCUUCAUCUGGGGACAGGAGUCUCCACAUGUGUUAAUGCUAAAGUGUGGUGGAUUAGUUUUGGGGGUCUUCCUGGUCAAGUACCACCAACGGGGAGGCUAAAGCAGCAGAAGAAUAGACCGCCCUACCCAGAAGCUGCCAUCCACAUCAGGUGUUGGAGGGCUAGCUCCUCCAGAGCGGGGAGGUAUGGGCAGCCUAGGCCUCUGUCCAGCUUCUGGCUCGUGCAGUCUGUUCCUGUGGCCACGAUGCCCAAUGUCUGCUUUUGAUUCUACAUGGUGUUCUCCCUAAGUGCACCGAAGUCUGUGCCCAAAUGCCCCCUUCUGUAAGCUGAGGACCCCUGCUGUGGUUGCCUUCCAACCCCUGCACAAGGACCAUUUUCAGGCUCUGCACCCUAGGACUUAACUCUUCAAUACACACACUUGGCAGAUAGGCACAGAUCUC